Molecule: messenger RNA, 1230 nt
Organism: Linum trigynum
Lineage: Eukaryota; Viridiplantae; Streptophyta; Magnoliopsida; Malpighiales; Linaceae
Source: the annotation of a GenBank genome assembly
AUGGAAAUACAAACAAGCGGCAAGCCCAUUGACUCGUUUUUGGAGAGGGUCCUGUGUAUGAACAUUCUCUCUUCCGAUUACUUCAAAGAGCUUUACAGGUUAAAGACGUACCAUGAAGUGAUCGAUGAAAUUUACAAUCAAGUUGACCAUGUGGAACCAUGGAUGACGGGGAACUGUCGUGGGCCGUCAACUGCCUUUUGUCUCCUCUACAAGUGUUUUACCAUGAAACUCACGGUCAAGCAGAUGCACGGCCUAUUAAAGCACAAAGAUUCACCUUAUAUCAGAGCGAUUGGAUUCCUGUACUUGAGAUAUGCUGCAGAUCCUAAGACAAUGUGGAACUGGUAUGAACCAUAUAUUGAAGAUGAUGAGGAAUUUUCUCCAGGAUCAAGUGGCCGGAAAACUACCAUGGGUGUUUAUGUUCGCGAUCUGAUCCUCGGACAGUACUACUUCGAUACUCUAUUCCCCCGAGUUCCUGUGCCUGUAAUGCGUCAGGUUGUGUCCAAUCUUGAAAAGAUGAAACUUCCUGCCAAAUCAUCAGGCUCAACAGGGGAUAAUAGCCGCCAUGGCUCAGAGGAAACUGCUCGUCGGCCGCCUUCCGUGAAGGCUGCACUUUCAGUGUCCUUUGGUCAGCGUGCCCCACACCGGGCGUCAACUAGGGACUCAUCACCUGUUCGCCGAACACUACCACACCCUCCUGCUCAUGAGAGAAGAACCAAUGAUAAGCGGAGAUCUCCCAGCAGCCAUCGCAGCCAGAGUCGUGACAGAGACCUUUCUAAUAGGGAUCGGGACAGGGAAAGGGAGAGAGAGAAAGAUAGGGGCAGAGAGAGGGAGAGAGAGAGGGAUAAGGACAGGCGGUAUGAUUAUGACCGGAGGUCAAAUUAUGGUGACCGAGAAAGUAGAAGGGAUCAUGGAAAGAGUGGCAGAGAUGAUAGCAGAUAUCACAGGGAUCAUAGUAGUGGUCACAAAAGUCGGAGUAGGAGUCGUAGUCGCAGCAGGAGCAGGAGCAGAAGCCGAAGCAUGCAGGUAGGAGUCCCCACACCGUUCGAUCGGGAUGGAAACAAGGAGAAGUCAUCUUCUACCUCCAGCCAUCUUGCGAAACUAAAGGAUUUGUAUGGCGAUUUAAGUGACGAGAAAAGAGGUGACACAGAAAUGGAAAAGGGUCCUAUCAGAAAUAAUGGUGGCAGCGAAGAGGUGAUUAGACUGGGUGGUUCUAGUUGGAAGUGGAAAUAG